AUGCAGAUGAAUUUUGCAGCAGAUAAGAUUCCGACCCAUAAGGCAUGGCCCACAAUUGGCCGCUAUCUCCGCAAGUCGACUCUCCGGGCCUUGUCGCACUGUACCGCCGGGUCGGAGUUAGAGGAGCAAAUGAUAGCAGGUAACAUUUUCUCCGCUGAUGAUGAGACAGAGGAGGCGGGGUACAUGAUGUCAAAGGCGAUAAUUGACCAUUCUGGCCACUAUGAUGCUAUUAUCAAGAGCAUAGCACAGAUAUCGAUUCCGGAUAGCGAAGAGGAUCGAGAAUAG
Messenger RNA from Penicillium taxi, 285 nucleotides. RefSeq lists its product as uncharacterized. NCBI's taxonomy places the organism in Eukaryota, Fungi, Ascomycota, Eurotiomycetes, Eurotiales, Aspergillaceae. Bases 1 to 285 code for a protein of 94 amino acids. The record is from RefSeq and is a predicted model, not a curated record. The transcript has a single exon.